AUGCCCAAGUCAAGCGAGAAGCCACAAGCUCUUCAAGUGUCAGGUUUUAAAGAAUAUCUGACAAACCCUCUGCUCCUAUGGUACUACCAGGAGAUCAACAAGCCCGGCUCAUCAGUGUCAGAUGUUGAUACGUUCUAUCUCAACUUCUUGAAGGAUGUCUUCACGUUGAGAGACCUCUUUGGCGUCGAGCAGGAGGCACGGACUGCCAGCCAACUAGGAAUACAUAAAAAGAGCGAUGACUUCACUACCUGCUCUGUCAGGGAUAGUAAUGGGAAGAGGGUCAUCCUUUGCGAGAAUAGACAAAGGGACGAGGAGUCUCAGACAUCAAUUUGGUCCGAUGCGUUAGAAUAUGCUGUGUCAUAUACGCUUGUGAUCCGUUUAGAGGACAGUCAAGAUUCAGAGGAGACCCUCUAUCUCACAGUAAACAUCGGAACCCACCUCCGCUUCCAUGAGCUUCCUGGAAAGUCAAGCGAAGCCAGAGACUGGGCACCAGCAGCCGGUCGCUGCUAA
[Torrubiella] hemipterigena is the source of this 510-nucleotide messenger RNA. The record is from the annotation of a GenBank genome assembly. NCBI's taxonomy places the organism in Eukaryota, Fungi, Ascomycota, Sordariomycetes, Hypocreales, Clavicipitaceae.